UUUGUCAUGAUAUUCUAAUUUUAUGACCAGCACCUGUAUAUAGCGCCAUGGCGAGUGUGAUUAUCAGAGCCAGACAAUCCAAUAGGCAACAUAGGCGGUAGCUUAGGGCUCUGGAAUCCCCCUUGCAUCGUGCUAUGGACAACAAGGGGCACCGUUUUGGUAACUGAAGGGGCAAGUGAUCCACCGGCACUAGUUAUGAUGACUUUAAUCCUAACCGCGACACAUGCCGACAUUUCGCGCAAUGGCCCCCGCGAGAGUCCCGAGUCUUCUUGUUUUAACUUGGCCUGUUUCGGUUUGCAUUCUUAAUAAAAAUGUUCCGUUGUUUUCGCCCGGGAUCGAACCGGGGACCUUUCGCGUGUGAGGCGAACGUGAUAACCGCUACACUACGAAAACCUAUAUCUCAAAUUAUAAGCCUUAUUACAAUUCCUGCGGCUUUUGCAGCUCGAGCCUGUUACAUGUAUGCAAAAAAAAAAAAUUGUUUUCCAGGUAGUGUCUAUAACAGUAUAUCUUGCUCAACUUCUAAUGUAUGUGUAUUUAAGCUUGCAAAAGAAAUGCGUUUCGCCCAUACCAUUCAGCUGGCAAUUCAAAUGGACUGGAUCCUAAACACUACCAGUUUGGCUUUGACCCCACGUUCUGUGGGGAAGUCAAAGAGGAGCAUCGUAAUGAAGACACGAGCAAGGAAAAGAAAAGAAUGGAUUGCGCGUGAAAGCGAGUUUUUCCUUUUUUGGUAAAUCAAUUUGCGUAACCACGCCCUUGUUUCGUCUAUCAUCAGGCGCCAGACAGCAGCAACACAAGACUCCGCCCUAGCACGACACGGAACGCCCAUAUGUGUUUUUGAGGAGGCGGUGGAUUCGAAAACCACACAGAUGAUGUUGAUGAUGCUUGUCCUGGCAGAAUACUGUCGUGCAGCGGUGCCCUUUACGAACUACAAAUUCGGACGUCGCUGCUGUGAGCAUCCCGCACAGGCCAGAAACAAGACUAGAAAUCCCGAAGGUUUUGGGCCUUUCCGUCAGCACCUUGUAAACCCCAGCUGGGAAGCAGUCAAGGGAGUUAAAGCCUCAGGCCUGCUAGCUGACGUGCAGAUCCACAUCAUGGAGGUGCCUGUGAGCUACCGCAAAGCACAAGAGGUCAUCCUUGGCAUGUGGAGAUCUUUGAAUCCCAAGCUGGCUGUUCAUUUCGGAGUUGCCCCCAGAUCUGACACCAUCAUUCUGGAACAAACAGGAAAGAACACAAAGUACACCAACAGAGACAUUGAGGGGCUGUGCCCCAGUAAAGGAUGCUGUGUUGAAGGGGGGCCGCAGCAGAUUGACUCCAUCAUUGACAUGAAAGCAGCGAGGAGACGCCUGCAACUCUUGGGCCUGGAUGUCCUUUACUCGAGGGAUGCUGGGAGGCUGGUGGUCUCCUGCGAGGACACUGACAGUACAGCAGCCCUGAUCUUGAUUAAGCAGGUUAUUAGCAAAUCUGAUUACGCAACUUGUAGUCAAAGGGGAUGUCAAAGCUGACGACUGGUCUCGCUGAUCUCGGCCACCUGAGGAUAUCAGAUUACAUCACUUGAAAUUGCAGGGUAUGUCAAAUUACACAAUGACUUUCCAGCACAGUUUUAUAUUUCUAAAUAAUGACGUCCCCCCCUUCGACAAUGAACAACAUGCAGCCUGACUGAGCCAGGGCCCACGUGAAGGCUUUACAGGUCUAGCCGGAUUGGUCGCUACCUUGGCCCUUUGGUUCAAGUCACAGGUGCGUGGCGCGACUGCCUCCAACUCGCUAAGAUUAUGUGAACUGAAAAGCAACGUGAAGUAUCACGGCCUGCAGUGACAGACGCAAUCACUUUCAGCUUUAACCGAACAGUAGAUACAGCAUUUGUGGGCUAACAACGAACUAAACGCCGUCAGGUACCACCGAAGGAUUGGACCCGUUUCACUGCCACAGUGGCCUGGAAGUAGACCAGAUGUUGGGACUUCAUCCUCAUCCCCUGGUUAUCCCAUUUCCCAAUGGCAUCAUGGGUGCAGUUCAUCCUUGUGCGGGUACUGAACUGAAUGACCGGUCUGUCGCAGGAUUCAUUUUCUCAGUGGAAGGAUAGCCUUGUUAUUGGACUCUGGUGGGAAAGAAGACAAGAAAAAUCGACCCAGGAUGAACGGGUUAUUUGAAUAAAUCUACGCACGGGACCAGCUCAAAGAACGUCACUCAACUCCACCAGCACAGCCACACAAACAUCUGGCGGAUAUUAGGACGGGUGUUUUUUAUUCAUUUUUAUGAUUGUUUCUGAACCGACUCUGCUGAUCUUUAUAUGCAAUUAUCGUUUUGUUUUUGGUUUGCUUCUAACAUCACUUUCAUUCUAAGCUGUAGUUUCCAGACUAUUGCAUUUUUGGCUUUUUAUUUGGAUACCACCUUGAUUUUCAUGCAUGUUGCCAUUUUAGUCGUCUCGUUGUUAGAAGACACUCCUGCGUCCCCUGAAGUCUUUGACGUGAUGGGUUAGAAGGUUGCCUGUGACAUUUCCUCAUCCAAGUUUGUGGAUAGUUCAAAGGAAAUCUGUGUGGUUGUUGUUCUGCUCUUUAUUAGUAUUUAUGGACCCCUUCUUAACUUUGACUUUAAUAUACAAUUAGGUUUUGACGACAGAUUCUUGGUUAUAGUCUUUGCUUGUAUUUAUUGACGUUUCUUCUGUUGGUCAAAUCUAUUUUUCAAAGUUGUAAUUGGAGUUAAACCCGAGUCAGACUCGAGGUGGCAUUUAAUGACCUGCUUUAGAGGCAGGGAUCUGCCAUCUACUGGAUGAAAUGACAUCACACUGUAAAAAAUAGGAACAUUACUAUGCUUUCUUCUGCUUUAUGCUAACUCAUUAAUAUUCACAAUGACAAUCACUUCUUGACUCAAGCACCAGUGAGGACGAUGUGAACUGGCAUUGGCGGUAAGUGAAGCUAAUACAGCACUGCACGACUGAACCGCUGGGAUAAGCUCGGUGAAUUUGGUCGUGUGAAGCGUCGCUGUAGUGCAACAGUAGCUACGUGACAAAAAGGCAAAAAUGAUUGCGAUCAAGUGGAAGGACAAAAAAGUUCACAGUGCAGCAACUGUCAGUGGGAAAUUUCAGGGGAAAUGAAGACACUAAAGCGACUGAGCCUACAAAAACACAAGGGGGGCAGGCAUGUCAGACAUGGACAUUCGACCUUCUCAUGUGCAAGGAAGAGAAAAAUAUUCUCAGGAAAAAAUGCACAAAGAAACGCACUUCUACUGUCCCGAUUGUGAUGCUGGGCCGUGUGUUGGCAACGGUUUUAAAACGGAUCACACAAAGGAUGGAUACUAAAUCUGCAUCAGCACAGCAGUGGACCUGUCCUACUCUAUUUAAGCUAACAUUUUAGUAUGUACUGUACGUGUAUUUUUACAUGUAAUAACAUUUUUUUCUUGUUGAAAAAAAAAAUCUUUUUUGGUUUGUUUUUCUGGGGUAAACAUAGCGAGGUUAAUCAGUGCCAUACUGUUUUAGAGCUGCAGUCUAAAAUGUAACCAGAGGACAAAAUAAGAAUUGGUAAUUGGAUAUAUAAUCAUGUACCUGAGGAUGAGCCUUUAGAAUGGGCAGCUACCAUGACAGAGAGCGGAGGUCAUCCAUGCUGUCAGUCUGCAGAUCCACUUGUGCAAAACUGAGAAAGAUCUUUGAUGUCCUGGUUGGGUAUGAAGUAGCUGUGAAUAAACUGUUAAAAUUUAGGCAAGGAAAUAAAUUGUUCGGGGAGCACAUUGUUACCUUCUAAAGGCUGGCAGCUCAAGUGAGCAGGGGCGAGCUCACGACACCAGGGACACUCUAGAUGAGGUCAUCAAUUUAGUGAUUAACUGAAUGAAAAAAUGGAAAGGAAACGUGAGAGUGUUCUGUAUGUCCUAUAGAGAAACAACAUCUGGCUGGUUCGUGGAAUUGGGGAAACACAGGAGUAGUCGUAAAAAAAUGACAAGAAAAAUAAUGUUUUCAUUGUGCAGAUCCUGAAC
Messenger RNA from Polypterus senegalus (gray bichir), 3960 nucleotides. RefSeq names its product pyroglutamyl-peptidase 1-like. Lineage: Eukaryota; Metazoa; Chordata; Cladistia; Polypteriformes; Polypteridae. The transcript has 6 exons. The record is from RefSeq and is a predicted model, not a curated record. The coding region runs from base 867 to 1502 and encodes 211 amino acids. Gene Ontology annotation, molecular function: pyroglutamyl-peptidase activity. Gene Ontology annotation, cellular component: cytosol. Gene Ontology annotation, biological process: proteolysis.